AUGUCUACAGCUUCGGCUCCCUCGACUGGCUCCCCCCCCGUUCGUCGGGCCCAAGCUGCCAAGACCGUGUCCAAGGAGGAGAAUGUCAAGGUUGGCAAGGAGGACACCUCUACUGCCAAUGAGCAAGAUGUCACACCAUCUCAGAAGAAGUCCAUCUCUGCUCUAUCGACCUCUACUCUGGUUAAUCAGAGCUGUCCUAAGAAGAUGAAGCUGAGUCACGAGUCAUCCGGAUCUGCCGAUCAAAACCCCAUGGACCACUUGCUAGAGAAGCUUUCCCAUCAACAGACUGGAUACUCUAAGCAGGGCGAUGCCGUCAAGCCAUCGGAUGAAAAGGCUAUGUACCCCCCGACCCUAGAGCAUGCUGCCUCAAGCAACUCGGUCCCUAUUACACCUGCCACUGAAACCUUCGGCAACACUGACCCGACGACUCGCCCUGCUAGCGCAGCAUUGAAUGAUGGCGGCAUCAACACGGAGGAAGUUCUUCGGCUGAAGCUCGAACUGGCCGAGGCUCAGAACAGAAUCAGCCGACUGGACCACGAGCUUUCACAGACUCGUACCACUCGACCUGGAAUGGAGCAUACCAUGAGCAGCUCUCCAGUGGAUGGUGAAUUCCCCGCCGUGCCCCAAGCUGCCGCAAACCCAUCACGAAUCCCCGGCCUUGCACCACCUCUUAGUGCUGGUGGCCAGCAGGCAACUACGCGAGAGGGCGGCAACAACUGGCCAGCCUUUGAUGAUUCUCGAUCGGACACCAGUGAUGCACUGUCUGCUACAGGAUACAAUCGUUCUCGUAGCAUUUGGGAUUCGAACAAGAGCACUCAAGGCUCUUAUGGCCAAGGUAAUUUCCCCGGACCCGAGCCAUCUCACAUUGGCCAGUGGGGCGGACGUGGCACCAACCAAGGCUACAUGGAUCAGAACACGGCCUACGAGCCUCCUGCCCCCAGUACUUAUCGCGGGGAUCGCUUGACGCCAGACUAUGACUUGACUAUUAGGCCCCCGGGCAAUCGACGAGCUCGAUAUGAGAACCGUCUUGCGAUGCAGGUAUUUGGACCACAGCCAAGCUACCCAAGUGGCUAUAAUUAUAGCAAUAGCCAGUACGAUGGAUCUGAUGCUGGCAUGUCUGGACAGUCCCAGGCCCCUGCUAGUUCCGGAAUGUACUCCAACUACCAGCCAACUCCUGUUGGCACACCACUCUCACCCCUUGCCAACGAAUUUACGUCAACUACAGGUGGUGGCGCGCCCUGGAAGUCGGAGCCUUCAACUUCAGAGGGUACGACUUAUCUACCAACCACGGAGCCUCUUAAUUACCGUCGCUUGCUCGACCGUAAUGUUAACUGCAACUGGAAGUACAUUGUUGACAAGAUUGUUUGCAACAAUGACCAGCAAGCUUCUAUCUUCCUUCAGCAGAAGCUCAAGGUUGGAACACCAGAUCAGAAAUACGAGAUCGUGGAGGCGAUUGUUGCCCAGGCCUACCCUUUGAUGGUCAAUCGAUUUGGAAACUUCUUGGUGCAGCGAUGCUUCGAACACGGAACUCCAGAGCAGGUAAUCAAGAUCGCGGAGGCUAUUCGAGGAUGCACGCUUAACCUUUCGAUGGAUCCCUUUGGAUGCCAUGUAGUUCAGAAAGCUUUCGACUCCGUUCCGGAGGACUACAAGGCUAUCAUGGUUCAUGAACUACUGCGUCGCAUUCCCGAGACUGUUAUUCAUCGAUACGCCUGUCAUGUUUGGCAGAAGCUCUUCGAGUUGAGAUGGACCGAAUCUCCGCCUCAGAUCAUGAAAUAUGUAAACGAUGCUCUUCGCGGUAUGUGGCAUGAGGUCGCUCUUGGCGAAACUGGAAGUCUAGUGGUUCAGAACAUUUUCGAGAAUUGCCUCGAAGAAGACAAGCGUCCUUGUAUCGAAGAAGUCUUGGCCAACAUUGACAUCGUUGCCCAUGGACAAUUCGGCAAUUGGUGCAUUCAACACAUCUGCGAACACGGCGCGCCGGCCGACCGAAGCCGAGCAAUUGAUCACGUAAUUCGCUACGCAGCUGAAUACAGCAUGGAUCAGUAUGCUUCUAAGGUCGUUGAAAAAUGCCUGAAGAUAGGUGGUGCCGAUUUUCUGACUCGUUACCUUGACCGAGUAUGUGAGGGUCGCAUGGACCGACCUCGAAUCCCCUUGAUUGAUAUCGCCAGUGAUCAGUACGGCAAUUACCUGAUCCAAUGGGUUUUGACCCACGCCUCUCCCCAGCAUCGUGAGGUUGUUGCUGCACAUAUUAGAAAGCAUAUGGUGUCUCUUCGUGGAUCCAAGUUUGGAUCUCGUGUUGGAAUGCUCUGCACCAACCCUGCCGUUGCCACCCGACCAGGACCUGGAGUCGGCGCUGGCAUGGGACGCAUGCCCGCUGGUUCUCGUUACAGUGGCCGUGGUUACCAAUAA
Molecule: messenger RNA, 2406 nt
Organism: Hypoxylon fragiforme
Lineage: Eukaryota; Fungi; Ascomycota; Sordariomycetes; Xylariales; Hypoxylaceae
Product: ARM repeat-containing protein
Exons: 5
Coding region: 1-2406 (801 amino acids)
Biological process (GO): post-transcriptional regulation of gene expression
Cellular component (GO): cytoplasm
Molecular function (GO): mRNA 3'-UTR binding
Source: RefSeq, a predicted model, not a curated record